Messenger RNA from Triticum dicoccoides, 2321 nucleotides. Its product is annotated as probable histone acetyltransferase HAC-like 1. NCBI's taxonomy places the organism in Eukaryota, Viridiplantae, Streptophyta, Magnoliopsida, Poales, Poaceae. Gene Ontology annotation, biological process: positive regulation of transcription by RNA polymerase II. The coding region runs from base 1 to 2040 and encodes 679 amino acids. The record is from RefSeq and is a predicted model, not a curated record. The transcript is spliced from 10 exons. Gene Ontology annotation, molecular function: transcription coactivator activity; chromatin DNA binding; zinc ion binding. Gene Ontology annotation, cellular component: transcription regulator complex; histone acetyltransferase complex.
AUGGAGAAAAGUUUACUAACGAUUGCCCUUGCCCUUGCCCUUGCCAUCUUCAUCAUGGAAUUAGCGGGCGAAGACUCAAUAUGGAUCCAGCCGACGCUGUCUGAUCCAUUAGUGGCUUCCUCCUCCUCCUCCUCCUCCUCUGUAGGGAGCAAUACAGACCGCUCGACUCUGCUUCCUUGUGAAGGCGCGUGUCGUCCUUCUUUGCCGCUUCUUGAGGAUGCAAGCACGGAGGGCCUCCUCAUCCAAGUCGGCACGCGACUCCGCCUCCGCGGCCUCGCCCUUGAGAGCUGUCGCGACUUCCCGCGCCGUGUUCCUCGCACGGCGGGCACGCUGCCCUCUUGGCCAGUUGGGCCGCUUAUUAUUGAUUCACUACGUGAAGAUCCCCUAUAUGGUCAACAACUGCCGCCGGUGUCUGAUAGUAUAAAUGAAAAUGCAUGCCAGCUCUGCAAACAGGAAAAACUCACUUUUGAACCCCCACCAAUGUAUUGCUUCCCUUGUGGUGCUCGGAUAAGGCGAAAUGGACCAUACUAUGCUUAUGAUACUCGUGAUACCCACCACUCUGUCUGCAUUCCAUGUUACAAUAAGUCCCGUGCUCACACCAUUGAGGUUGAAGGACAGAUGUUUCCGAAGGCCCGAUUUCAGAAAAAAAGAAAUGAUGAGGAAACUCAAGAAUGUCGUGGGCUGCACGUGCCUUCACCACAGAGUGCUGUUCUUGGGGCAAGUGAUCUGCCAAGAACUGCUCUUAGCGAUCAUAUUGAAGAGCGGCUUUUUAAACGGCUUAAGCUGGAGAGACAGGCUCGUGCAGUUCAGACAGGACGUAGUUUUGACGAGGUUGCUGGAGCAGAUGGUCUUGUGGUCAGAGUUGUUUCAUCAGUGGAUAAGAAGGUUGGAGUUAAACCACGUUUUUUGGAAACUUUUCAAGAAGAUAAUUACCCGACGGAAUUCCCUUACAAGUCCAAGGCUGUUCUUUUGUUCCAGAAAAUAGAUGGUGUAGAAGUCUGCUUAUUUGGAAUGUAUGUUCAAGAAUUUGGUGCUGAAUGCGCUUUCCCGAACCAACGUCGUGUUUACUUGUCAUACCUGGAUUCUGUGAAAUACUUCAGACCUGGGAUUAAAGCAGCCACUGGAGAGGCCUUGCGUACAUUCGUCUACCAUGAAAUUCUGAUAGGAUAUCUUGAAUACUGCAAGCAGCGUGGAUUCACAAGCUGUUAUAUAUGGGCUCGCCCACCUCUGGAAGGUGAUAACAUUUUUUAUUGCAAUCCUACGAUUCAGACGACUCGAACAUCUGACAUACUCCGGGAGUGGUGCUUAGCCAUGAUUCGAAAAGCUACUAAGGAGGAGAUUGUUGUUGAGCUUACAAAUCUGUAUGACCAUUUCUUCAUUACUACGGGAGAGUGCAAGGCUAAGGUUACUGCUUCUCGUUUGCCUUACUUCGAUGGAGGUUACUGGCCAGGAGCUGCUGAAGAUAUGGUCAAUCAACUGCAUCAAGAAGAAGAUGACCAAAAGCUUCAGAAGAAGGGUAAUGCAAAGAAAAUUAUUAGAAAAAGAGCUCUUGAAGCUGCUUGCCACACUGAUCUAAGUGGAAACGCUUCCAAGGAUGAUAUGCUGAUGCAAAAGCUUGGGGAAACCAUUUAUCCAAUGAAGGAGGAUUUCAUUAUGGUCCAUUUGCAGUAUUCUUGUAGCCACUGUCGUAGCUUUAUGUCGUCUGGAAAACGUUGGGCUUGUCAUCAAUGCAGAAGUUUUUACAUCUGUGACAAGUGCUACAGUGCAGAACAAGAGCUUGAAGAGAGGGAGAGGCAUCCGAGCAAUAGUAGAGAAACACAUAAGCUCCAUCCGGUUGACAUUGUGGGUGUGCCUGAAGAGACAAAGGAUGGAGACGGUAUCAUAGAAAGCAAGUUUUUCGACACCAGGCAGGCGUUUCUCAGUCUUUGUCAAGAGAACCAUUACCAAUUUGACACCCUUCGCCGUGCCAGGCAUUCGUCGAUGAUGGUGCUGUACCACCUACAUAAUCCCACUCUCCAGCGUUUCAAUAGGGCUGUGUAGUUACUCCAGUCUGUAGGGGGUGUAUAUAUAUUUGCAUAUGUAUGCCAGGACCAGCCCUGACGUUCCACUUAUGAAGCAGGCCGAGAAACGGUAGUGACUGUUUUACCGAACUCAUCUAUCUUUGCUCCGUGGAGAAAGCUGUGACUGUUAUACCGAAUCUCAACUGAACAAGAGGCGAUUGAGGCGUGUAUUAAUGUUGCUGGAUAUGAGUUUGAUGUUUCAUGCCAACAUGCAUUACUUAGUGCUGCUACUUAUGGCUUAGCUUUCUGCAGUCAUUUUCC